Molecule: messenger RNA, 1677 nt
Organism: Culex quinquefasciatus (southern house mosquito)
Lineage: Eukaryota; Metazoa; Arthropoda; Insecta; Diptera; Culicidae
Product: clotting factor B
Exons: 4
Coding region: 6-1523 (505 amino acids)
Biological process (GO): proteolysis
Molecular function (GO): serine-type endopeptidase activity
Source: RefSeq, a predicted model, not a curated record
CAGCGAUGAAGUCCUCGAUCAUUAUCUCGUUUUUGUUCAGGUUCCCCUUCGUAACAUCAAACGGAACUACUCCGGAGCUUUCGCCCUGUGGAACACGUUCCACAAACUUCAGGAAACCCCUGAUAGUAGGCGGAGGCGCCGUCUCCGCAGCUGGCCAGUGGCCAUGGCACGCUUCAAUCUGGCAGCGUGCGUCCCGAACCACACACGUAUACGUCUGCGGUGGAACGCUAGUCAGCGAGCUGUACGUUCUGACCGCAGGUCACUGCGUCUCCAAGGACGGCAACGCGCUCAACGAGCGGCUGCUCGCCGUCCAGAUGGGUUCCGUACGACAGAACCUGCUCCUGGGCGGCCUCACCGUGCAGAACUUCGCCGUGGCGGAUGUCUUCCUGCACGAGCAGUUUACCGAGCGGAGCUUCCAAGCGGACAUUGCGCUACUGGCGCUUCGAACCAAGGCGAACGUGGACGAGUUCGUCCGACCGAUUUGUUUGCCGAAGCCCACGGAAGACGCGGGUCAGCUCACGGGUCGCGAAGCGGUAACGGUUGGGUUCGGGAUGACCGGGUCGGCUCCGACUUCGGAUCAGCUCCGACAGCUGCGCGUACCGAUCGUGGAUUACGUGACGUGUCUGGAGAGCAACCGGGAAGUGUUUGGGAGGGCGCUGUCGGCGGGAAUUCUGUGCGCUGGCAGCACUGCGGGAAGUACGGUGUGCAACGGGGACAGUGGCGGGGGAUUGUUUACGGAGGAGGACGAUGGGAGCUGGACACUGCGAGGAGUUACAAGCUUUACGGUGCAGCGGGGCUGGAACGAUAGCAGCUGUAGCUUGAAGGACUACUCGGCGUUUGUUAAUGUGGCGAGGUACUUGGAAUGGAUUCGUUACGUGGUGCAGAACGGGGAGCAGGAGGGGUUCUUCCGGAAGGAUCAGGAAAGAGAAAUUACGGAAGCGAUGAAGGUUAAAGCGACUGCUCCUGAAGUUAGGAUUAGUGACAAAAAAUGUCGCGAAUAUCGAAAGCGUGGAUUAACGGUGGACGCAUCGAACGUACCUGGUCAGUUCUACCUUGAGAAAGACGGCAAACCACUGGGAUUAGUUCAUUUUAUAAGCAAUGAGUACGCGCUCACGACGGCCGAAAUGGCGCUUGAUUGUGUCAAGGAUGGUGCCGCAUGUGAAUCGUUUCGUGGAACUCGUGUCCAGGCGGUGAUCGCACAUCCCGAAUACAGUGGAGGACGAGACUUCAACGUGGCGUUGGUGCUGAUGCCGCCGGCUACCGAACCGAUCUGGUGUCUAGCGACGGAACCAUCGUCAAAAUUGUAUUUUGAAGGUCGUCAGCUCAAGCUGAGUGCCGUUUCCGCGGAACGUCCAACCUGGCUCGAGUUUGACCUGGACGCGUUCAUCCCGUCGAAGCGCGGUGCCGUGGUGUACACCGACCGGCGCUAUCUGGCCGGACUGAUGCACUAUCCGCCCUACGAGGACGUCGUAAUGACCAACGUGACCGCCGUGCUCGGCUGGAUCGAGUCCGUUGUGUGGUAAUCCGUACAGACGCUCUCGUGUUAAGCUGCGCUGUUUACCAUCGACCGACAUUAAAUUGUUAAUUGCUGGCGUUUAACAACGGUCCGUCAUUAAAAUGCAGCAAAAAUAACAUUACAAAUGCAUCUGCACCGUGGAAAAACGAGACGCCUUUUUG